UCUCCACAACGACGACGACUUUGGCCUCUCCUUAAUAUUUCGAGUUUCCCGUGGGGGCGUCAACGAAGACCUCUAAGACCAGCAGCAGCAGCAGCGACCCCCCUUUCGAUAAAGUCAAAGAAAAUAAUCAUGAUAAUAGUAAGGAAAAAAGGAGGCAGAGCGACCUGUCAAUCAUCUCAUCGCCCACUCGACUGAACCUGUGACGCAAUCGCGCGCUUCGGGGCGUCGGCGCGGCACGUGACUCGGAGGUCACCCGGUCACGGAUGCCGUUUGCCAUUCGGCGUUUCGGGAUGGCACGGCGGUCACGUGACUGAAAGAGCAUUGCCACGAAAUACCGGCUGGCGCCGCGCUUCCGGGUGCGUGAGACCCCGCCCCGAUUUUCGGGUUCCGCGCGUGUGGGCCGAAGACCGCGAUUGUGCGACGACGACGAGAUGGACGAGUGGAGCUCGGCGACGUCCGUCACUUACAAGCGCUGGAGAAAUCCCGAGCACAAUCCGGAGGGGAACCCCGCGGCUCCCAAUGCGGACUCCUCGCGUUCGAUGGAGGAAAACUGCUCCGUGACCGUCGGACGCCUCAAGUCUCCCCGCUCGCCGGCGGCGGAUUCGACUCGAGAAACCUCCUUCAGUCUGGACGAGGCGCUGGACGCCCUCGGCUUCGGAAGCUUCCAGUGGAAAUUGUUAUUUCUCACCGGGUUCUCCUGGGUGGCCGACGCCAUGGAGAUGAUGAUCCUCGGCAUCUUGGGCCCGCAGCUGCACUGCGAGUGGAGCUUGCCGGGCUACAAAGUCGCUCUCAUCACGUCGGUGGUGUUUGCCGGAAUGUGCUUCAGCUCGUCGUUAUGGGGAAACUUGUCUGACAAGUACGGCAGGAAAAAGGGGCUGACCGUUUGUAUGUGUUGGACGUUUUACUACAGCGUGUUGAGCGCGCUGGCGCCGGACUUUUGUUGGAUUUUGGUGCUGCGAGGCCUGGUGGGCUUUGGCAUCGGAGGAGCCCAUCAAUCGGUGACGCUGUACUCGGAAUUGCUUCCGUGCAAGAGGAGGGGCUUAGCCGUCAUCCUGAUAGCAGCUUUCUGGGCUCUGGGCGCCGUGUUCGAGGUCCUCCUGGCCUUGUGGGUCAUGCCCACCCUGGGCUGGCGCUGGCUGCUGGGCCUGUCCUCCACGCCGUUGGCCAUCUUUCUGUGCUUUUGCCUGUGGCUGCCCGAGAGCCCUCGCUUCGACCUCCUGAACGGAGACCGAGGCAAAGUCAUGGCGACGUUGGAGAGGAUCGCCAGAGACAACGGCAAGGCCUUACCUCGGGGAAGGAUGGUCUGCGACAUACAGCGGAACGACCGUGGGCGUCUCCGAGACCUUUUUACGCGACAGUAUUACAAAACGACGCUUCUCCUCUGGUUCAUAUGGUUUUCCUUCGCUUUUACCUAUUACGGAAUCAUCCUGCUGACGACGGAGAUGUUCCAAUCUGGAGAUUCGUGUGGGGCCACCCAGGGGGCCAAAACGGAACCGAGUUGUCGUCUGGAAUGCACAUUUUUGACAUCAGAGGACUACAGAGACUUGUUAUGGACGACCUUUGCAGAGUUUCCAGGCCUGGUUGUUGUUCUGGGGACGGUGGACUGUCUGGGCAGGAAGAAAAGCAUGGCCUUGCCCCUCUUCAUCUUCACCUUGAGCAUUCUGCCCUUGUACGCCUGUAUCGGGAGGAUGACUCUCACAGUUUUCAUCUUCAUCGGCAGAGCCUUCAUCUCGGGCGGAUUCCAAGUCGUUUAUGUGUACACGCCAGAAGUCUUCCCGACCGAGAUCAGAUCGUUGGCCGUUGGCACCUGCAGCGCCGUGUCCAAGGUGGGCGCCCUCAUCACGCCCUUCGUGGCACAGGUGCUGCUCAGACAUUCCGUGUCCUUGACGCUGACCCUGUAUUGCCUCUGCUCUCUCCUGGCCGGCCUCAUGUGCCUGCUGCUGCCCGUCGAGACGUCGGGGAGGGCCCUCCGGGAGUCCGAGCGGACCCCCGCGCUCGGGUCCGCCAAAAGGGCCCCCUAAAUGUCCAACGAGACUGAAACGACUUGGCAAAGAAGAGGAGUCGAGACAAGCACGCCAUUAAGGUGGAAGACGUUUCGUUGGUUGAUUACAUUCUCUUGGACUGGUUACAUAGAUGUUUAUCUCUUUUGUUAAUUAAAUCCCAUUAACACCAUUUGUUUCGGACUGCGACUUUACUGUUUACAAAAAUCCCCCCGCUAUUUCUGAGCGCACAAAUUCACAACUGGCACGAAUUUGAGAAUGCGUGGCGCUAAAAUGUCAUCGUUAUCUUGACAAUUUACCGUACAUUGACCAAUUUUUGUAUUUGGCCUUUUGUUUAUUUUAUUUUUUUAAGUUUCAAAGUUGAAAUUUAAUGUGAUAACUUGAAAAAGAAUGAUAAUAAUUCAAUUCGCUUUGUAAGUAUAAACUAACGUAAAUAACUUCAUCAUGAUGUGUUAAUGUACAUUUCAUUGGUGGUCUUGUAAUAAAUUAGUAUUAUUGUAAUUGUC
Messenger RNA from Phycodurus eques (leafy seadragon), 2506 nucleotides. RefSeq names its product synaptic vesicle 2-related protein-like. Gene Ontology annotation, biological process: transmembrane transport. Gene Ontology annotation, molecular function: transmembrane transporter activity. The record is from RefSeq and is a predicted model, not a curated record. Gene Ontology annotation, cellular component: membrane. Lineage: Eukaryota; Metazoa; Chordata; Actinopteri; Syngnathiformes; Syngnathidae.